Messenger RNA from Closterium sp. NIES-65, 1200 nucleotides. NCBI's taxonomy places the organism in Eukaryota, Viridiplantae, Streptophyta, Zygnematophyceae, Desmidiales, Closteriaceae. The record is from the annotation of a GenBank genome assembly.
AUGUACAUCACCCUCUACUACAUAGUCAUCCGGCUCCCUGACUGCCUUCGCUUAGUCAGGGACCACUUCCUCUCAGUUUGCCCCACCACACUCACCGUUGACCUCCUCGAGGAACGCCUCCUAGCAGUAGAGAAGAGCAUAGUCGAUGUAGAAGCCUCUCGUGGUGACCCUCCCACCCUUGUCUUUGAGGGGUGUUCCCCCUCCCCCCUCUUGCCCUGUGUUGCUUCUGCUGCUGCGGCCGACCUCGUUGGUUUCGAGUCGGUCGGCGCUGCGUCUGCCCCUAGUGGGAGACGCCGCACCGGCAAGGGCAAGGGGGGCAAGGGCACUAGAGGGGCUGGCGGGGGUGAUGAAGGUGGUGGUGGAGGCAGUGGAGGGGGUGGGGGUGGAGUGGGAGUGGUGGCGGGGGUGGAGGUGUCAGUGGCAGCAGUGGAGGCGGAGGAGGCGGCGGCGGUGGCGGAGGGAGCGGAGGCAGCGGAGGUGGCGGAGGCGGCGGAGGAGGCAGAGGAGGCGGCGGCAGCGGUCGAGCUGGUCGCGGCUUUGCGCAAAGGAGUGGGUCCGGUGCGAGGUGGGGGUACUGGACCCUGCACCUACGUCCUCCGUACCGGCGACUGCGCUGGUGAGCAAUGCGGGGGCCCGCACUCCACCCAGCGCUGCUUCGGCCGCCUGACAAACGUGUGGCGUCACCAAUUCUCUGACGCCUCUGAGAUCCCUUGCGGGGGAGAGCUAUCUAGGGCGGGGGUUGCUAUCUUUGAUCUUGAUUAUGAUGCUAUUCUUGCUGCCAUGUAUGCUGUGUCUAAUAGUGAUGAGGGUGACUGUUACCUGUGUGUUCCGCCUGACCCGGGCAUUGAGGCUGCUGCUCUAGGUGCUGGUGUGGCUGCUGCUCUAGAUGCUAAAGCGUCUGCUGCCCCAGGUGCUAGUGAUUCUGCCCUCUCAGGUACCACGUCGGCUCAUGCCCUACACAUCUUCACCCUUGACUCGGGUGCUUCCCGCUCCUUCUUUCGAGACCGCACCACUCUUACGCCACUUAGUCGGCCGGUUGCAGUCUCCCUGGCGGACCCCUGUCAGGGUCCUGUCCUUGCUAGCUUCUCCAUUGUCUUACCGUAUCCGGCAGCCCCCUCUGGCACCCUGUCAGGUCUCUACCUCCCCUCGUUCUCUACAAACUUGGUGAGUGGAGCUGAUCUACAGGAUAAGGGGGGUUGA